CAACUUCUGCACUGGGAUCACGCGAGAAACGAUCUUCGGGAUGGCAUGCAAAGCGAAACGCUUAACGCCGGCGCAGAGUUUUCAUUAUCCCUCUUGGAAUAGCGAUCGAAUCUAUCGAGAUGUUGUAAUGUGCGCGCGCGUUGGAGCAAGGGGUUCAGUAAUGUAUAAAAACAGCAACCGCAUCUUAGAGCUCUCGUAAACGAGGUCUCUUGCACAUCGGCAUUGUGUGCGUCGUCUCUAACGAAAAAAAUAGACCAUUCCGUACAUCUCUCUGUAAAAAAGUGUUAUCAUGUUCUGUAAGGUGUCUGUGAGCUUAUUUGCUAUAGCAUUUCUUUUUUUAAUCCUCGUUGCGGACGGUGAAGCUCAGUUAAAUUUUUCUACCGAUUGGGGCCAAGGUAAAAGGAGCCAAAAUAUGCGAAUUAGAACAAGUAGUACGGAUUGUUCGUCGCAAGGUGCAUCGCUGGAACAAUUGUUGAAGUUAUACUCGUUUAUUCAGAUCGAAGCUCAGAGGAUCUUGGAUUGCCAAACCUUGAACAAAUGAAUCAGGAAAGUGUCAUUGGUCUUAUCGAUCGGAUUUGUGCCGGAAUUGUCAACCCGAAUUAAAAUUAUAAUAUUUGGAUAAUGUAA
Molecule: messenger RNA, 627 nt
Organism: Wasmannia auropunctata (little fire ant)
Lineage: Eukaryota; Metazoa; Arthropoda; Insecta; Hymenoptera; Formicidae
Product: hypertrehalosaemic prohormone
Exons: 3
Coding region: 290-541 (83 amino acids)
Cellular component (GO): extracellular region
Molecular function (GO): hormone activity
Source: RefSeq, a predicted model, not a curated record